Molecule: messenger RNA, 1212 nt
Organism: Trichoplax adhaerens
Lineage: Eukaryota; Metazoa; Placozoa; Uniplacotomia; Trichoplacea; Trichoplacidae
Exons: 16
Coding region: 1-1212 (403 amino acids)
Biological process (GO): nuclear envelope organization
Cellular component (GO): meiotic nuclear membrane microtubule tethering complex; nuclear envelope
Molecular function (GO): protein-membrane adaptor activity
Source: RefSeq, a predicted model, not a curated record
AUGGCCCUGAACAAUCAAACGGAUUUUCCCCAAGUUAGCAAAAUACCCGACAAUGAAGGACUGUUUGCGCAAGGAUCUUUAUAUUGUUCGAUGAAACGCGAUUCCUUAGGGUCUGUUGCUGGACGGAAAUCUGUCAGAUCUAAUAAUUGGUAUAGGAAAUACGGAGGAAUGACUUAUGAUCAUGGACCAUUGCGAGCUCUUAUAGGACUAGUACGGGUGUUUGUUAUAAUAAUUUAUACAAUUUCGGCACUGAUUAUAUAUACCGAUGCUGUUUUAAUAAUAAAGAUUAAAGGUAUCAUCAAGACGGCAUUCAUGCUUCCUUUGUAUCCAUCGCUUAAUAUCAAGACGUCACAUAAGACACCUACUCAAACCACUCUGAAUGCUUCAUUAUCCUUAGCAAUAAUAGUAGUAGGUCUUACGUGUACCAUUGCUGUCUUUAUCUAUCCUGUUACCUUCCAAAAAAUUCAAUCUGUUUCGAGUACGCUACUUACCAAAUCUAGCGGAGAUCCUGUAAUUAAGGAUACGAAUAACACAAACUGUCUGAAUGGUAUUGGCGAUAGAAUCCGAAUUCGUGAGCUUGAAGCUGUCAUUAUGCAGCUUAAGUCUGAGAUUCAAGAAAUCAAAAGUUAUCCACGCCAAAAAGUAAUUCUAAGUCAGGACAUCACAUUCAAUAUUCCACAAACACUCAAUCGUGUAUAUUUGAUGAUUAACUACUUGGAAGAUAACUUGAAAGAGUUAAAGAAAUCAAUGAUUAGCAAAGAGAUUGUAGAACAAAUUGUAAAUUCAGCUCUUAAAUUAUACGAUGAAGAUAAAAUUGGUUUAGCCGAUUAUGCAUUAUACCCCGCAGGUGGGAGAGUGAUUUCUAUAGGAAAUACGAAGCCGUAUUUGAAUUCAGAAGGAAAACCUUUUCAUUCGCCUAAUAUCAUGAUCCAACCGGAUCUGCAACCUGGGAAUUGUUGGGCAUUUGAGGGUAGAAUGGGGGAAGUUACAAUACAGGGCCUAGAUGAUAUUUAUGCUCACGAAAAGUUACUACUUGGGUCUUUUACUUUCGAAGAUAGCAAUGUAAUGAAUUUGCAGCGGUUUACAGUACAGCAUUUUCCGAAUAGACCGUUUAAUUUAAUCAAGAUUAUAUUUACAUCUAAUCACGGAAGUAGUUAUACAUGUGUUUAUCGAUUUCGUGUUCACGGAUUUUUAGAGAAAUCUACGCUCUAA